Messenger RNA from Acanthamoeba castellanii str. Neff, 186 nucleotides. RefSeq lists its product as uncharacterized. The record is from RefSeq and is a predicted model, not a curated record. The transcript is spliced from 3 exons. Bases 1 to 186 code for a protein of 61 amino acids. NCBI's taxonomy places the organism in Eukaryota, Discosea, Longamoebia, Acanthamoebidae.
AUGGGCCGUGAGUCGAAGGAGAUCUUCUUCAACACGGGACCCGACACCCUGGCGGUUGCCACCGACGGCGCCAUGGAGAAAGUCGUGCACCCCGGCAUCUACCAGAUCGAGGUGGGCGUCGGCGAGGGCAAGUUGGUGCACCCCAUCGAGGUCGUCGGCCCCGCCUUCGCCUUCCCGGCUGUCUGA